AAAGGGGAGAGAGUGAUAGUGAAUUGGGGAGGAAUGGCUCAUGGUUAUUUACCAAAUGAGUUCCAGAUCCAGGAUACAGAAAGUAUUGAUGAAGUGAUUGGUCUUGAUCUCAAGCUUUCCGCCAUGGCCUUCAGUUCUUACCCUUUUAAGCCUCUAAUGGGGAAUAAUGCUGCUGGCUGGAGCCUCCACUUAUCAGAAGAAACCAGAGAUACUAAGAGGUUCAGACGAACUGUUAGCAUUCCUGAAUCAAUUGGAAGUAACUGUAAUCUUUCCAGUGGUGGAAACAGCGAUGACAGCCUGAGCCGUAGCAGCAGCACUAGUAGCUUGAAUAGCUUAUCAAGGCUGCAAUUCAGAGAUCAUAUAUUGACUUACAAUCAAAGAUACCUUGCCGCUGAGGCUGUAGAAGAGGCAGCGGCAGCCAUGAUCAAUUCUGAGGAAAGUGGAGCCGAAGAAGAAGAAACAGCCGAUGGGAUGAGGCUUCUUCAGCGUCUCAUUGCUUGUGCUGAAGCUGUGGCUUGUCGUGACAAAUCACAUGCCUCAGCUUUGUUAUCCGAGCUUCGUGCGAAUGCGCUGGUCUUUGGCUCUUCAUUCCAGCGGGUAGCUUCUUGUUUUGUUCAAGGUCUUGCUGAUCGUCUCGCUUUGGUUCUACCAUUUGGGCCGGUUGGCCGUGUUGCACCUGUGAUGAACAUAAUGGACAUUGCCUCAGACAAGGAAGAAGAAGCUUUCCGCCUUGUUUAUGAUAUUUGCCCACAUAUACAGUUUGGUCAUUUCGUAGCUAAUUUAUCAAUAUUGGAAGCCUUUGAGGGAGAGAGUUUUGUCCACGUAGUGGACUUGGGGAUGACCCUUGGUUUACCACAUGGUUACCAAUGGUGCCAUCUCAUCCAAAGCCUUGCCAACCGGGCUGGCAAACGACCCUGCCGCCUGCGGAUAACCGCCGUUGGCCUGUGUGUAGGUAGGUUCAACAUCAUUGGUCAAGAGCUUAAGGCCUAUGCAAAAGAAUUGGGAAUGAAUUUGGAGUUCUCCAUUGUGGAAAGCAACUUAGAAAACCUGAGGCCUGAAGACAUCAAAGUAUUUGAUGGAGAAGUACUUGUUGUGAAUAGCAUUCUUCAGCUGCAUUGUGUUGUUAAAGAAAGUAGGGGAGCUCUAAAUUCCGUUCUUCAGAUGAUUCAUGAGCUCGCACCGAAGGUUUUGGUGCUGGUUGAGCAAGACUCAAGCCACAAUGGACCGUUCUUUCUAGGGAGAUUUAUGGAAGCACUGCAUUAUUACUCAGCAAUUUUUGACUCCCUGGAUGCCGUGUUACCCAAGUAUGACACCAGGCGUGCCAAGAUGGAACAGUUCUACUUUGCAGAGGAGAUAAAGAACAUUGUGAGUCGUGAGGGACCCGAUAGGGUUGAGCGGCAUGAGAGGGUGGAUCAGUGGCGUAGGAGAAUGAGCCGAGCAGGAUUUCAGGCUGCACCACUCAGGAUGAUAAGCCAGGCCAAGCAAUGGCUUGGGAAGAAUAAUGUUUGUGAAGGUUACACUGUUGUGGAAGAUAAGGGAUGCUUGGUUCUUGGCUGGAAAUCCAAGCCAAUUGUUGCAGCUUCUUGCUGGAAAUGCUAAAAAAAAUCAUAGCUGCCAAAACUUUGUUCAAAUUCAACACCAAUAAGACAAUUCCCUGUAGUGGAAAUGGGUGGCCAUGUAAUCCAGUUAUCUUUGUGAUUUCCUGCUUAAAAACUUUGUUGU
Messenger RNA from Durio zibethinus, 1722 nucleotides. Its product is annotated as GRAS family protein RAD1-like. Lineage: Eukaryota; Viridiplantae; Streptophyta; Magnoliopsida; Malvales; Malvaceae. The record is from RefSeq and is a predicted model, not a curated record.